Acipenser ruthenus (sterlet) is the source of this 1003-nucleotide messenger RNA. RefSeq names its product mal, T cell differentiation protein b (gene malb). The record is from RefSeq and is a predicted model, not a curated record. Gene Ontology annotation, biological process: myelination. The coding region runs from base 36 to 509 and encodes 157 amino acids. Lineage: Eukaryota; Metazoa; Chordata; Actinopteri; Acipenseriformes; Acipenseridae. Gene Ontology annotation, molecular function: structural constituent of myelin sheath. Gene Ontology annotation, cellular component: membrane. The transcript is spliced from 4 exons.
CAUUUUGGUGGCAUCAAGUACAGUAAGCAGAGAAGAUGGCAACAACAGCCCAGGCUAUUAACAGCCUGCCCAGUGGGUUAGGAGUAUUUACAACUUUGCCUGAUUUAUUCUUUAUCCCAGAACUUGUUUUUGGUGGGCUUGUUUGGAUCCUUGUGGCAUCCACAAACGUGUAUAUGGAAAACCCUCAAGGAUGGGUGAUGUUUGUGUCAGUGUUCUGCUUCGUAUUUACAUUCCUCUGGCUGCUGUUGUUCAUGAUGGGUGUGAACAAGAACAACUCUAUGUGGGCAUCACUGGAUGUGGCCUACCAUGCACUUGCUGCUUUCUUUUACCUGAGUGCUUCUGUUGCAUUGGCCUAUGUUACAACAGUUUUGGGACAAAUCAAUUUAGGAAAUGAAAUUCUUUUCAAGUACUACCAGGAAGACAUUGCUGCAGUAGUGUUUUCCUAUAUCGCGACCCUGCUCUACGCAAUCCACGCAGUGAUGUCUGCAUGCAGAUGGAAAUCCUUAUAAAGGCAUCAGGCACCAAAAACGACAAAGCAUAACUGGACCCAUUUAAUUAAAAGACAAGAACAUGCAAGUCGAAGGUUCUUAUACACGAGAGUCUAUUUCACUUAGUUACCCAUUUUUAUUCUUCAGUAAAGGUUUAAGGAAAACAUUCUAAGUGAGAAAUUAAUAAAUAAAAUAAGAAAUAAUUUAAUGAGUGAACAGUUAUGUUUUCUAUUUUAGACUUCCAUGUGCUUUUUUUAUUGAAUAUGGGCCAUGAAAGCAAUUUGCAGACCAGCUCAGUCAUUUCUUCUGGAAAAGUACACCUGAUUUAAUGUUUAAAAUAAAACUUAAAGCUUGCUUUUUUUUUUUUACCCAAAAUAUACCAGUAUAUCGUGUAUUCUUUAAAAAACAAAUUAAUGAAUUUGUAUUUGCAAUAUGAUAUAUUUUAUAUAUGUAGAACAAACAUCUUGUAAAUAAAAUGCUGUAUUUUAAGAAUAAAGCUGGCCAUUGCUACUACA